Molecule: messenger RNA, 936 nt
Organism: Aspergillus terreus NIH2624
Lineage: Eukaryota; Fungi; Ascomycota; Eurotiomycetes; Eurotiales; Aspergillaceae
Exons: 2
Coding region: 1-936 (311 amino acids)
Source: RefSeq, a predicted model, not a curated record
AUGGCUUUCCCGUUUCCGAUCUUUCCCAAUGGAGACGUCCACAUCACUGUGGGUGGUGAAGAAUAUCAGCUGCACGCUGGAUUGCUCAUGGACCGCUCCCCGAUGAUGAAGCUUCUCCUGGCUCCGUUGCUAUCGGAGAGAACCAGUCCCGAGGACCAUAUCCACCUCGCGGUUGUCGUGCAGGGAAGAAGAGACGAAGUCCGAUAUUUGGCGGUUGUGGAUCAAGCUUCGACUGCUCAUGAUUCUGGAUCCGAGGGUCACGAGUCUGAGAACGACGCAACUCAGGAACAGGAACAGGACGGUGCCAAUGAAGAGGACAGCGACGACGAGGGACUGUCGCAGCCAACCUGCGAGGCCUGGGGCAAUGCCUUUAGGUGCGUGUACGACCUCCGCGUGGAUCUUCGCUCCCUGGACGAUGAGGAACUUCUCGACCACUGCUGGGCCAUCCUCAACAUUACCAGCCACCUCGGCAUCAAGACAGAGAUCGUGACGUGGUGUAUCAGCUGCGGCCUCGCACAGCGACAGGGGGACGUGUCUCGCGUCAUCUCCGAAGAUCCUGUGAGCUGGGUGAUCCUGAGCCGCCACAUGCGCCUUGCAUGGGUAUUUGUGGAGUCCGUGACCCGUCUCGUCGAACAGUGGAGGACCAUCCCGGCGGAAAGACUCCAAGACGUCACGAUGGACACUCUCAACCUCUGUAGAACCUUGCGCCGCAGCCUUCUGCGCGGAACGUUCACCGGCGUGGAGGAGGAUGACUGCCCGUGGUACGCGUUUCCCGACUCGAGCGAAGGAGACGUGCCCAUCUUGGACGAAGUGGACGAUCUGCGACCUCUUCUGCCCGAGUUCAUCGCACUGGUCAACCACUGGGGUAUGGAAGACCGUGGUGCCCAGCAGCCUCGCCUCAGUCACGGUAAGAUUCACCCUGAGCUUGGUCUGUAG